Messenger RNA from Rotaria sp. Silwood2, 447 nucleotides. Lineage: Eukaryota; Metazoa; Rotifera; Eurotatoria; Philodinida; Philodinidae. The record is from the annotation of a GenBank genome assembly.
AUGGAAAGUUUUUAUCGGCUUCCGUUCACUGUUGUUCAAUGUCCAAAUUUAAAAUUAAAAAAGCCAUCAUGGAUUCGAAAACCUUCAAAUACAACAGUUUUAUUUGGUUUACUUGUUUCUUAUUUUCUCGUUACUGCCGGUGUUAUUUAUGAUAUUAUCGUUGAACCACCAAGUGUUGGUAGUACAACUGAUGAAUAUGGUCAUCAUAAACCAGUUGCUUUUAUGGCAUGGCGUAUUAAUGGUCAAUAUAUUAUGGAAGGUCUUGCUGCUUCAUUUAUGUUUAUAUUAGGUGGUCUGGGAUUUAUUUUACUCGAUCAAACAAAUAAACCAAAUAUGCCACGUCUUAAUCGUAUAUUAAUGAUUAUUUGUUCAUUUGUCUUUAUUCUUGUUGCAUAUUGUGCUACAAAAAUUUUUAUUCGUAUCAAGAUGCCAAGUUACUUAACUUAA